AUGGUCGCUCGACACAUCAAAACAGCGGGCUUAACACCAAAUACCACAAUCAAUCAGAAGAUGUCGGAUAUUGUGAAGGGCGUUAUUGAUGAUAUUCGUGCUAAUGGGGAUAAUGCCGUGAGGUCAUAUUCAGAAAAAUUCGAUAAAUGGUCACCACCGUCGUUUAAGUUGAGCGAGAGCGACAUCCAAGAAUGCAUAUCUAAAGUGCCCGCGCAGACGAUCGCGGAUAUCAAGGAGGCGCAGAAAAAUGUGCGGACAUUUGCCGAAGCGCAAAGAGCAAGUAUCAAGGACUUCGAGAUUGAGAUACAGCCGGGUGUGUUUUUAGGUCAGAGGAAUAAUCCGAUUAGUACGGCCGGCGCUUAUAUUCCAGGUGGACGGUAUCCGCUGUUUGCGUCGGCGCAUAUGACGAUAUUAACGGCGAAGGUUGCUGGUGUCAAACAUGUUAUCGCUUGCACUCCGCCUAUUGCGGGACAGAUACCUAAUGCUACUGUCGCGGCGGCGCAUUUCGCCGGCGCGGAUGAGAUUUUCUUACUUGGAGGGACACAGGCCAUUGCCGCUAUGGCGCUAGGGACGGAAUCUAUUAAGAAAAUUGAUUUUAUCGCUGGACCAGGGAAUCCUUUUGUGGCGGAGGCGAAGCGACAGCUUUUUGGUGAGAUUGGAAUUGACUUACUGGCUGGACCGACUGAGAUUCUCAUUGUCGCUGAUGAGCAUGCGGAUCCUUUUACCCUUGCGACGGAUUUAUUAUCGCAGGCUGAACACGGUCCGGAUUCACCUGCUAUACUCAUCACAACAUCAGAGGAAGUUGGGCAAAAGACGAUUAAAUACGCUGACCAGAUUCUGGUAGAUAUGCCCACGAAGGAAUUAGCGGGAACUUCGUGGCGGGAUUACGGUGAGGUGGUUGUGGUGGAUAACUUGGAUGAAGCGUAUCAACUCGCGGACGUGUACUCAAGCGAACAUGUGCAAAUUUUGACCCAAAACCCCAGAGAGGCGCUGGAGAAGAUGAAAAACUACGGUGCAUUAUUCCUUGGCGAGAAGACUUGUGUUUCAUAUGGUGAUAAGUGCAUCGGAACGAAUCACGUUUUACCUACUCGGAAAGCAGGUCGAUAUACCGGUGGUCUAUGGGUGGGAAAGUAUUUAAAAACGCAGACAUACCAAGAAGUUGUCGACGAGAAAGCGAGUGGUGAGAUCGGACGUCUUUGCGCGCGCUGUUCACGAGCCGAGAACUUCGAGGGGCAUGCGAGGUCCGGAGAUCUCCGAGCGCAUAAAUAUCUUCAAGACGCUUAUUCCUGGAUUGAUGAAGCUAGGGUAUAA
Messenger RNA from Hypoxylon trugodes, 1311 nucleotides. Its product is annotated as histidinol dehydrogenase. The coding region runs from base 1 to 1311 and encodes 436 amino acids. The record is from RefSeq and is a predicted model, not a curated record. Lineage: Eukaryota; Fungi; Ascomycota; Sordariomycetes; Xylariales; Hypoxylaceae. Gene Ontology annotation, molecular function: histidinol dehydrogenase activity; metal ion binding; NAD binding. The transcript has 2 exons. Gene Ontology annotation, cellular component: cytoplasm. Gene Ontology annotation, biological process: L-histidine biosynthetic process.